GGCGUUCGGCGGCGGCGCGACCUUGGGGAAUGCUUCCGCCCUGGCUGUCCUAAGGGCGGUGCCCUGCAUCUUUCCUGCCCUCCUUCCGGUCCUCUGAGCGCGCCACUUCCCGUCACUGUUGCGGGGGUGGGGCGCCGAAGACCUGAAGGGGCAUCGCUCCCGGGAAUCUUCCCUGGGAGCCUUAGGGGAGAAUGCCCUCCUCCAGUGAGGAGAGUGAGUGAAGCGCAGCCGCCCUAGACCCUGGGGGCUGAGGUGGGCGUGAGCGAAGAUUUUAAUUUAAUUUGAAAAUGAAUAAGUGCAGAAAGCCACCACUGGGUUCAAGUCCUGAGACAUUCAGCCCAGAUAUUCUUGCUGACAUUUUUGAACUUUUUGCCAAGAACUUUUCUUAUGGUAAGUCACCUAAUAAUGAGUGGCAGUUACCAGAUCCCAGUGAGCUUUUCACCUGUGACCACAUGGAAUUUAAUGCAUUUCUUGAUUUGAAGAACUCCCUAAAUGAAGUAAAAAACUUGCUUAGUGAUAAGAAACUGGAUGAGUGGCACGAGCACACGGCUUUCACUAAUAAAGCUGGGAAAAUAAUUUCUCAUGUGAGGAAAUCUGUGAAUGCUGAACUUUGUACUCAAGCGUGGUGCAAGUUUCAUGAAAUUUUGUGUACCUUUCCACUUGUUCCUCAGGAAGCUUUUCAGAAUGGAAAACUGAAUUCUCUCCAUCUUUGUGAAGCUCCUGGAGCUUUUAUAGCUAGUCUCAAUCACUACUUAAAAUCCCAUCGAUUCCCUUGUGAGUGGAGUUGGGUAGCUAAUACUCUGAAUCCAUACCAUGAAGCAAAUGACAAUCUUAUGAUGAUUAUGGAUGACCGACUUAUUGCAAAUACCUUGCAUUGCUGGUACUUUGGUCCAGAUAACACCGGUGAUAUCAUGACCGUGAAAUAUCUGACUGGACUUCAGAAUUUCAUAAGCAGCAUGGCUACUGUUCACUUGAUCACUGCAGAUGGAAGUUUUGAUUGCCAAGGAAACCCAGGUGAACAAGAAGCUUUAGUCUCUUCUUUGCAUUACUGUGAAGUUGUCACUGCCCUGAUGACUCUUGGAAAUGGCGGCUCUUUUGUUCUGAAGAUGUUUACUUUGUUUGAACAUUGUUCCAUAAACCUGAUGUACCUGCUAAACUGUUCUUUUGACCAAGUCCAUGUUUUCAAACCUGCUACUAGCAAGGCAGGAAACUCAGAAGUCUAUGUAGUAUGUCUCUGCUAUAAGGGAAGAGAGGCAGUCGAUCCUCUGUUGUCUAAGAUGGUGCUCAAUUUUGGGUCGGAAAUGACCAGGAAAGCUCUCUUUCCCCAUCACCUGAUUCCCGAAUCUUUUCUUAAAAGACAUGAAGAGUGUUGUGUGUUCUUUCAUAAAUACCAGCUGGAGACCAUUUCUGAGAACAUUCGUCUGUUUGAGUGCAUGGGAAAAGGGGAACAAGCAAAGCUGAAUAGUUUAAGGGAUUAUGCUGUUCAGUAUUUCAUGCAAAAGUUUCAGUUGAAGCCUCUUUCCAGAAAUAAUUGGCUAGUAAAAAAAUCUAAUAUUGGUUGUAGUACAAAUACAAAAUGGUUUGGGCAGAGGAACAGGUAUUUUAAAACGUAUAAUGAAAGGAAAAUGCUGGAAACCCUUUCAUGGAAAGAUAAGGUGGCCAAAGGGUACUUUAAUAGUUGGGCUGAAGAACAUGUUGAGUAUCAUCCUGGGCAGAGUUCUCUUUUAGAAGGGACAGCUUCCAAUCUCGAGUGUCAUUUAUGGCAGAUUUUACAGGGAAAGAAACUGCCAAAGGUAAAGUGUUCCCCUUUCUGUGAUGGUGAAAUUUUAAAGGCUCUUAAUGAAGCAGUUGAAAAGUCAUUAGGAGGAGCCUUGAAUUGGGAUUCCAAACUUAAACCAAAACAGCAGUAUUGUUCUUGUCACGUUUUUUCUGAAGAAUUGAUAUUUUCUGAGUUGUUUAGCCUUACCAAGUGCCUUCAGGAUGAACAGGAUGUAGAACCUAGCAACCACAUAAAGUGCCUGCUUGUGGGUUUUCCAGCGCUCCAUGAUAUCAAAAUGCGUAUACCAUUGGAAGUUCAUCUCCUGGAAUCAGCUGAACUCAUGACUUGUAGCUGUUCAUUGCUUCAUGAUGGAGACCCAACAUACCAGCAGUUAUUUUUGGACUGCCUUCUACAUUCAUUGCAGCAGCUUCGUGUGGGAGAUGUUAUGAUUUUGCCUAUACUUUCUUGUUUUACAAGAUUUAUGGCUGGUUUGAUCUUUAUACUCCACAGCUGUUUUAGAUUCAUCACGUUUUCUUGUCCUGUAUCCUCUGAGCCCCUGAACACUUGUGCAGUCCUGCUUUGUGUUGGUUACCAGGACCUUCCAAAUCCAGUUUUCCAAUAUCUGCAGAAUGUGAAUGAGUUGUUGGGUGCUUCGGUUAACUCUGACACACCCCAGCAGGUUUUACAGUUUGUGCCAAUGGAGGUGCUCCUGAAGGGCUCACUACUGGAUUUUUUGUGGGAUUUGAAUGCUGCCAUUGCUAAAAGGCAUUUGCAUUUGAUUAUUCAAGGAGAGAGAGAAGAAAUCAGCAGCCUUCAGUUGUGAAAUUGAACUCAUCCUUUCUGAAAUUUAAACUUUAUGGCUUCUUACAGUUGCCAUUGUUAUUGCAACCUUAUGCUACUAAUUUAAAAGCGUUUAUUUUGAGGAAAGGCCAACUUUUGCAUCAUUUAAAGUCUCAUUAUUUCUGGAAAGCCGUCAGCUAGUUCUGACCUCUAGCACACACACACUCACGGCAGCGAGUUUUCCAUGUGGUAGAUUCUGUGCAGUGAUGAUAUUCAGCCUCAAACUUAAGAGUUGUGUAUGUGCGUGGGGUGACCACACCCAUGUCUGCAUAUGCAGUUUAGUUGGUCUUACUUAUCUGCUUAAGAAUUGCACCUGUGUGCCUUCUUCGUUCAAAUUAGAUUUUUUUCCAACUAAUUUUUUCUCAGUGGCUAAUACCGUUAAUGAAUUGAUGGAGAUUGCUGAUGAAAGUAGAUGAGCCACUCUUCAGCAACACUGUUUUCCCUUAAUGUGGAUUUGACGAACUCAUCUUGCCAGACGUCCUGAUAUGUGCCACUCAUUGCCUUUAGGUCAUUGAUCCAAUUUACUCCUGUGGUUCAAAUGAAGCUACCGUGGUCUGUAAAUAUUUUACAACCACAGCCAUCAAACCAGAAAGGAUAUCAGGACAGCUUCAAACCAAAGAUCAUGUUUAAAACAAUGAGAAAUUAUUGUGUCUUAAACACUCCUCUAUCAUGAAAGUUCUUCAUUUAGCAACUGUAGUAAUUUGAACUUCUGGGAAACAAUUGAAAAUGAAAAGAUUUUUUCAAAUUACAAAAUAGUUUAUGGUCAUUCAGUAUUUAUGGCUUAUUCAUAUUGGGGACAUAUGAAUGUGAUGAAUAUAGUGAAUACUGAAGAAAAAAUUUAACACUUUCCGAAUGAUGGUAUAACAUUUAAAAAUUUUUAGUCUUUACUAAUAGUACUCUUUUUUUCAGGAUGAAAGUAGCACUUUACCAAAAGAUUAACCGGGAGAGGGUUAUUUUAUCAGUUACGUUUGAUUUCUUUUGAAUUGUAUGUAUUUGCCAGUAUAAGUGGGCUAUUCUGGCCGAUUGUAUUAAGCAGGUCUUCAUUACUUUGAAAUUCCACAAAGUGGAAAAUAUUUGUAUUUUCACAUGUACAUUUUAGACAUUUUUGUUAGUUUUAUGAAAAAGACAUUCUUUGAUGUAUUUGGUUGAUAAAUAUUAAUCUGAUUUUUUUCAUGUUCUUUGCUAUUUUAAGUUCCAUUAUAGAGUCAUGAAUAAAGUCAUUAGCAGAAA
Messenger RNA from Phacochoerus africanus (Common warthog), 3829 nucleotides. It is a transcript of the gene CMTR2, whose product is annotated as cap methyltransferase 2. The record is from RefSeq and is a predicted model, not a curated record. NCBI's taxonomy places the organism in Eukaryota, Metazoa, Chordata, Mammalia, Artiodactyla, Suidae. Gene Ontology annotation, biological process: 7-methylguanosine mRNA capping. Gene Ontology annotation, molecular function: methyltransferase cap1 activity. The transcript has 2 exons. Gene Ontology annotation, cellular component: cytoplasm; nucleus. The coding region runs from base 288 to 2582 and encodes 764 amino acids.